This is a messenger RNA of Rhizophagus irregularis DAOM 181602=DAOM 197198, 408 nucleotides long. The record is from RefSeq and is a predicted model, not a curated record. NCBI's taxonomy places the organism in Eukaryota, Fungi, Glomeromycota, Glomeromycetes, Glomerales, Glomeraceae.
AUGGACUUCAUCUCCACUACUACAGCUACUUAUGGAACUUCACCUUCGCAUGGUUAUGGAUUUCAUCUCCGCUGUUGGAUACAGCUACCUAUGGAACUUCUCGAUUCCAAAAAGAUGGGACGCAUUGAUGAUUUUUGGUUGAAGUCCUUACCUAGAAUGAAACAACAUAAUGCGGUGGAGAAUAACGAGAUAAACGCUGAAAAUGUAUUUUUAUUUUGUGAUUUAUCUUGUGAUUUAUUCCGUAGUAGUUUACAAAUCGGUGGAACUGUGAAUAUUAUUCAAGUACAUAAACGCUCCUAUAGGAAUGGUAAACAACCCAUUGAUGAAAUGAUAGCAAUCAGAAGAGGGAAAAAACAAAAGCCUGCCGAAACCACUAUCGAAGAUGGCAAAAGUCAGACUCCAGAAUGA